AUUCCAUUGGAGACAAAGUUUGGUUGUCCACAAAGAAUCUUAGACUACAGAUUCCCAGUAAGAAGAUGGCAAGUCUUUACAUUGGACCAUAUUCAAUAAAACGAAUAGUAAAUCAAAAUGCAGUUACUUUAGAACUUCCUGAUAAUUUAAAGAUCCAUCCCACCAUACAUGUAUCUUUAUUAAAGCCUUAUGGAGAAUUACGUGACACCAGCACUUUACUUCCUCCACCUCCAACUGUUCUGGACCCUAAUGAGUAUGAGGUUCAUUCCAUAUUGGACUCUCGUAUGCGCUCUGGCAAAUUACAGUAUUUGAUACGCUGGAAAAACUUCUCAUCAGAUGAAGACUCUUGGGAACCUGCUUACAACCUCAAAGCUCCCAGAUUGAUUUCUGCUUUCCAUCGGAGACACCCAGAUCGUCCUCAUCCGGUAGCUGUGGAACAGCUCCCUUAGGGGGGGGAUCAUGUCAGGGACACUGUACCUUUAAGCAGUAACGUUCCUUUCUCUCCACCUAUUGGUUGCUUUCCUGUUAAAAUCCUGCAACUUCCUGGCAAUCACUGCUUAGUAAUUUUCGUUUGACCUACAAACUCUUGAAGACCUGAGCUAAACUUGAAAUACACCUGAGAAGGGAUAAAUCCACUGUUUAACUAUUUUCCAGUCUCACAAGGACAAAUUCAACUUCAUCGUCUGUGGCUGAAUACACCAAUCAAUCUGCAACUCAAUUCAUCAAAUCCUCAGAAGAGUUAUACUAAAUUACAUCGAAGUGAUAAGGAUAUCACAAC
Messenger RNA from Bombina bombina (fire-bellied toad), 778 nucleotides. Its product is annotated as M-phase phosphoprotein 8-like. Gene Ontology annotation, biological process: negative regulation of transcription by RNA polymerase II; chromatin organization. The record is from RefSeq and is a predicted model, not a curated record. NCBI's taxonomy places the organism in Eukaryota, Metazoa, Chordata, Amphibia, Anura, Bombinatoridae. Bases 66 to 449 code for a protein of 127 amino acids. Gene Ontology annotation, cellular component: pericentric heterochromatin. The transcript has a single exon. Gene Ontology annotation, molecular function: chromatin binding.